AGGCUGCACACACGUGCUCCUAAUUAAGGUAAUUAGCUCUUCCUUGUGUUGCUAACUGUGUUUGUUUGCAGAACUUCAGGCUGUUUAUUCAACAACACCAGCGUGCAGAACAAAAGCAGAGUGAUGUUUUGCUGUCUUAAUAUACUGCCAACUCCACUGCAGAUGUGCAUGGGAAUGUGCCUGCGCCUGGACGUCACAGAGGAGGGCAAAAGGGCCAAACUCCGGAGCUCUAGGAUAGAGCAAGACCUCUGUGAACAUGCCAGGACUGAGAUGAAUGUGAUGAAAAUCCUCAUGCUCGGGGCUGCAGAGAGUGGCAAGAGCACGCUGAUCAGACAGAUUAGGAUAAUCCACAGUCACGGCUUCUCCACACAGGAGCUCAUGAGUUUUAAGCCUGCAGUCCUGGACAACCUGGUGACCUCUGUGAAGAUGGUUCUCCAUGGAAUGGGCAUGCUGAGGAUUAACCUCGCCAACAUGAACAACAAGCGGUACGCCCGCUCCAUCCUGUCCUGCAGUCAGUGUUUGGGAGACGACCAGGAGCUGCUUCCUUUCGUGGCUCACGCCAUCUAUGCGCUUUUGGCCGACCAAGGGGUCCGACUAGCUGCAGCCAGAGGUUACGAGUUUGAGCUGAAUGACUCUGCACUCUACUUCUUUGAGAACAUGAGUCGGAUCAUCGCUCCCAAAUACGUUCCCACCGAGUCAGACGUUCUGAGAGUGAGACUGAGGACCUGUGGCAUCAUCGAGACGCAGUUUCAACUUAAUGAAAUGACUUUUCGGUUGUAUGAUGUCGGCGGCCAGCGGAGUGAGAGGAGGAAGUGGCUUAGCUGCUUUGACAGCAUUCAGGCCGUGUUGUUUGUCGUAGCCCUGAGCAGCUACGAUAUGACGCAGACGGAGGAGUCUCCAGGGAUUCGGCUGCAGGAAAGUCUUGAACUUUUUAGAUCCAUCUGCAACAACACAGUCUUCAGGAGCACCUCGCUGAUCCUCUUUAUGAACAAAACUGACCUUUUCCGGGACAAGAUCCUACACUCUGGAAGACACUUGAGAUUUUACCUCUCCAGUUACACAGGAGCAGAUCGUGACGUGGACGCUGCAGCCCACCACAUCACCGCCAUGUUCUCCUCAUGCAGCAACAGCAGUCCAGACAAACCCGUGUACCACCACUUCACCACGGCCACAGACACCGCUAGCGUGCAGCUGGUCUUCCACAUGGUCAUAGAGCAGGUUCUGAAGGUGAACCUAGCAGCUGUCCAGCUGCUGUAAAAGUCUCAUGUGAAGAUUGUUUAGUCAUUCAGUGCUGGAAUUUUAAUGUUAUCAGUUUUCUUGUUUUUCACAUUUUAAAAUAACUAAUUUAAGCAGCUAAUAAAGUUUAGAUAAUAAAGCUGCACUUUCCCCAAUUUAUUUUAAAUCCUUUUAAAUAAAAUAUUUAUUGAUAUGCCUGGCCCAUACUGUUUAUUUAUUAUAUCUCAUCCCUGUUAUACUGGAUCUUUAGAGUUAGAAUAAAACUUCACCAUGUUUAACAUGCACAUUUA
Molecule: messenger RNA, 1526 nt
Organism: Sebastes umbrosus (honeycomb rockfish)
Lineage: Eukaryota; Metazoa; Chordata; Actinopteri; Perciformes; Sebastidae
Product: guanine nucleotide-binding protein G(o) subunit alpha-like
Exons: 10
Coding region: 124-1257 (377 amino acids)
Biological process (GO): adenylate cyclase-modulating G protein-coupled receptor signaling pathway
Cellular component (GO): heterotrimeric G-protein complex
Molecular function (GO): guanyl nucleotide binding; G-protein beta/gamma-subunit complex binding; GTPase activity
Source: RefSeq, a predicted model, not a curated record